AUGGAAUAUUUACCCGACGAAUUAUUCUUAAUUAUCUUUUGUUAUUUAUCUAAACUUGAUAUUGUUUGUACAUUCAAUAAUCUCAAUCAUCGUUUUCAACAAUUAACUAGCCCAUACCUGUUCAAUAUUGAUUUUACACAGAAAAAUAAUAUCAACUAUCGAACUAUCUAUUCAUUUAUCAACGAAAUUCUACCAUCACAAGGUCACCAGAUUCGAAUUUUAACACUUCAAAUAGGCCAACAACAACGAUUAUUUCAAUCUCAUAUACAUCAAUUAACAAAUCUUACAUGUCUAACGUUAAAAUCAGAUGAAGCUUACAAACUCAACUCUACUGAUGAGCUUUAUCAAUUUCUCGCAAAUAUUUUAUCUCUUAAAACUUUAAAUAAACUUUCAAUUUCCAAAGGAAGAAAAGCCUUGAAAGCAAUAACCACUUUUGCAUCACGUAAUUUGACUCAUUUAAUUCUAUUACAAUCUCGCGAUCUUUCAUAUCUCAACUGCAAUUCAACAAUGCCUUUUAUUAAACGUCUUUCAGUAAAUUUAACGUUUGAAACAAUACCGAAAUUAUUUCAAAUUAUGACAAAUCUGAAAGAAUUGAAAUUAAUAUUAUAUAUUAAAUAUUGCUUUCAUUACCAUUGCCGCAAUCUAAAAGUACCAGAAACACUUGAAAAAUUACAUUUAGAAUUCAAAAAUCGAAGUCGAUAUCUCUAUUCUCCUUAUCGUAUUCAAGAAAUUGUGGAUCUUUUUAAAAAUAAUUUGAAAUGUAUGACACUUAUUUGCGGCCCUUUUCCGAACGAAUAUCGUAAAUACUAUGAUGAACUUCAAAGUUUCGUAAAUAGCUUCAUUCGUAUUGAAAAUUUUCAAUAUCAUAUACGAACAACACAUCAACCUGAUAUUCGCUUUUCAAAUAUUAAAAAGUGUUUUGACUCUUAUUUUUGUUUUGGUACUUUUCCACAAUCUAAUAUAUGUGACAGUAUAUCUAGUCGAACAACAUCUGAAUUUAGUUUGUGGCCAGAUCGUACGCCGGAAGAAUUACUUACAUGUUCUAAAUUGUAUAUUACCAGAAACCGUCAUCUUCCUUCUAUACUUCUAUCAAAAUUUGAAUCAAGAAACGAUCUGAGACUUUUAAAUUUAAAUGAAAUACGCUUUCAUCAUAACAUUGAAGAUAUUCCAUCAACAACACUCCAAUUACUAUCUAAAUUAAUUACUCUAUCACCUAACUUACAAACUUUAUUUAUUAUGAGUAGUUGUACACAAAAAAUGAUUCAAUAUUUAAAACAAAUAUUUUCAAAUUAG
Molecule: messenger RNA, 1293 nt
Organism: Adineta steineri
Lineage: Eukaryota; Metazoa; Rotifera; Eurotatoria; Adinetida; Adinetidae
Source: the annotation of a GenBank genome assembly